CAGCCGGGCAGCGGUGUCCCCGCGUACCACGACGGCGGGGAACGGCAUCUGCGCUGCGCAGAGAGCCCGGAGCCGCCUUCGUGGAGCCCAGCGCUGCCAUCCCACCGCGUCUCUGCUUCCCCAAGCGCCGGACGGACGGGCGGAGAGACAGACGUGCCGGCACGGCGCUCGCUGCCGCGGCGGGCGGAAGAUGCGCGUAUUUAUGGAGCCAGCGCUUCCUUUUGCGUUUGACUGACAGCUAGGAUCCCUUCGCUGCCUGGUCACCGGCGCUGAUUUGUAUGCGCAAGGGUCCGCCUCGCACCGAGAUGCAGCCACAGCAGCUUGCAGAGCUGUCACACUCACACAGGCUUCUUAUCUGCACUGGCUUGACGAAUUAAAAAGCAAGCCAGCCAGCGAGAGAGACCGGGAGAGAGAGGGGGGAAGAGAGAGAGAAGCUUGCAGACAGCGCUCGCUUGCUUUCCUAAAGGAAGGAUUUUGCGUCUCUAGUGCUCCCUGGUUGUGAUGAUGCUUCACUUAGCGGGCUCCAGAAUGAGCUAGAGACAGCAGCUAGGGGGAUAAACUGAAAGCAGACCACAAACCGUUCCGAGCAAACCAAACCGGGAACAGUUUUCUCCUUUAUUCUAGCAUGGUGGAUGUAUGGACAGUCUUACAGAGCAGAGGUUGACUUCUCCAAAUCUGCCAGCCCCACAUCUCGAACACUACAGUGUUCUGCAUUGCACCAUGACCUUGGAUGUUCAAACGGUGGUCGUUUUUGCAGUGAUUGUGGUGCUAUUGCUUGUGAAUGUCAUACUCAUGUUUUUCCUGGGCACUCGUUAAAUGGAUUUUUUCUCCUGAGCUGUUGGGGGCUACUACUACCACUAGCAAUUCAACAAGAGAGCAAGAGCGGGAGAGAGAGAGAAAGGAGAGAGAGAGAGAGAGAAAGAGAGAUUCUUACUGAGGGGGGAACGCGUUGAGCUUCAACAUGGCCUCGCUGUGAUAUGUAUUCAGUACACAGCCCAACUGCUGUGUAUAAUGUCUGAAGGAAAAUUGCCAAAAAUCCAUCUGAUCAGUGGUGGUUCUAUUGUAAGUGCUGAGGCAGUAUGGGAUCACGUCACCAUGGCCAACCGGGAGUUGGCGUUUAAAGCAGGAGACGUUAUCAAGGUGCUGGAUGCUUCCAACAAGGACUGGUGGUGGGGUCAGAUUGAUGACGAAGAAGGAUGGUUUCCCGCCAGCUUCGUGAGGCUAUGGGUGAACCAAGAAGAUGGAGUGGAGGAGGGAACCAGCGAAGUGCAGAAUGGCCACUUGGAUCCAAGCGCCGACUGCCUCUGUCUUGGCAGAACCGUCCAGAACCGAGAUCAGAUGAGAGCCAAUGUCAUCAAUGAGAUCAUGAGCACGGAGCGUCACUACAUCAAGCACCUCAAAGACAUUUGCGAGGUACGUGGGGUUGUGACACGAGGGAUGCAGCAGCACAUGUGAUGGGCUGUGGAGAGC
Molecule: messenger RNA, 1470 nt
Organism: Meleagris gallopavo (turkey)
Lineage: Eukaryota; Metazoa; Chordata; Aves; Galliformes; Phasianidae
Source: RefSeq, a predicted model, not a curated record